AUCACUAUCAGAUAUUGUUUUCUAUUAAUUCCAUCAAUUUCAACAGGUGCGGAACCCUAAUUGAAAUUAACCAUGGCACAGGACAGUUCAGCUUUGAAACCUACAGAGCAGUUCAAACUUAUACCAAAAAUUAUAAACGGAGGCAUUGCCGGAAUUAUUGGAGUGUCCGUGGUUUUUCCGCUUGAUUUAGUUAAAACAAGAUUACAAAAUCAAGUUGUUAGUUCGAGUGGCGAACGCAUGUAUAAGUCAAUGUUUGACUGCUUCAAAAAGACUUAUAAAACAGAGGGUUACUUCGGAAUGUAUAAGGGAUCCGCUGUAAAUAUACUGUUGAUCACACCUGAGAAAGCAAUUAAACUUACUGCCAAUGAUACAUUUAGGCACUAUCUUUCUCUUGGACCUGGACAACAAUUGCCAAUAGAACGUGAAAUGCUCGCUGGCGGCUUGGCAGGAGCAUGUCAAAUAAUUGUUACCACUCCAAUGGAACUGCUUAAAAUACAAAUGCAAGACGCUGGCAGAGUCGCCAUGGCAGCUAAAGAAGCGGGUAAAGUAGUGCCAAAGAUAUCCGCUUGGUUGUUAACGGUAGAUCUACUUAAGAAACGAGGUAUACUGGGGCUAUAUCAAGGAACCGGUGCCACGGCACUCAGAGAUAUUACGUUCUCCGUCAUUUACUUCCCGCUGUUCGCUAGAUUGAAUAAUCUUGGGCCAAAACGAGAAGAUGGUUCGUCUGUAUUCUGGUGUUCAUUCCUUGCCGGAUGCGCCGCCGGAUCAACGGCUGCAUUAAUGGUAAACCCAUUCGAUGUAAUCAAAACUAGACUGCAAGUUAUUAAAAAAGCACCAGGUGAUCCAACGUACAAUGGAGUGUUAGACUGCAUACUGAAAACAUUUAAGAACGAGGGACCGACAGCAUUUUUCAAAGGCGGCGCUUGCCGGAUGAUAGUCAUAGCGCCGUUGUUCGGAAUUGCACAAACCGUCUAUUAUCUCGGUGUAGCUGAGUGGCUGCUGGGAUUAAAGUGAAAUCGCCAUAUCGCCAAUUCGUGCCGUUUAAAUGCUCUGGGAAAACUGACAAUAAUUGUUGUAGAUAGUAAUUAUAUUUUUGCUUAAAAUUUUUAUUCUUUAUUAUCACAAUAAGAAUGAUGUUAAAUAGGAUCUCGCAAUCGCUUAUAUACAAAAGGAGGUAAAAAGGUAUAAUUAAUUAAAACUGUCGUAAUUCUCACAAGAGCCGCAAAUUAUAAUAAAUUCGUAUAUGAUUGAAUGAAUGGACAUCUAUGUUUUAUGUCCAUAUC
Cyphomyrmex costatus is the source of this 1283-nucleotide messenger RNA. Its product is annotated as mitochondrial glutamate carrier 1. Lineage: Eukaryota; Metazoa; Arthropoda; Insecta; Hymenoptera; Formicidae. Gene Ontology annotation, biological process: malate-aspartate shuttle; aspartate transmembrane transport; L-glutamate transmembrane transport. The coding region runs from base 73 to 1014 and encodes 313 amino acids. Gene Ontology annotation, molecular function: L-glutamate transmembrane transporter activity; L-aspartate transmembrane transporter activity. The transcript has 7 exons. The record is from RefSeq and is a predicted model, not a curated record.